Molecule: messenger RNA, 1192 nt
Organism: Vitrella brassicaformis
Lineage: Eukaryota; Vitrellaceae
Source: the annotation of a GenBank genome assembly
CUCACGAACAUAUAAACCGUCUCUCACUUCAGUCGCUCAUAAUAUCCCACCUCUCACACAGAGAGAUGCGCUGACAAAUAAAGAUCACCAGCCAGACCAGAUGACAAAUGACACGCAAAUCAGUGCACACACGAACCACACAGAUGGAAAAAAUGAUAUCAGACGAUCACAGCUAGAUGAUAUCAGAUGAGUCCUCGUUUCCCAUCGGCCAACGUCACCACCCCACCCUCCACCCUCUCGCGCACCGAGGGGCCACGAAGCGGCUGCCGGUGUCGGGCCACUCUCUCCUCUAUAGCAGAGGGGCAGCGCACACGCGAGAGCUCCUCCUCGAUCAGCCGCAUCUGAGCGGGGGUCAUGUCGGCAUACUCGGCCAGCGAGCUGCCCGUGCCGGUGAGGCUCCUGACGUCUCUCGCAUAGUCGACCAGUUGUUUGCGGAAGGCGUCGACGUGGCUGAGGACGCUCUCGAUGUACUCAGUCUUGACACUGACCACCGACACAUCCCUCUGCACACAUAGAGAGAAAAGGGGAGAGAUGAGUUCACUUAGCCACAGGUGACUGUGUGCUGUGCCUUUGUGUUCUUCCUCUGAUCUCACCUGUGUGGCGCGCUGGUCGCACAGCCGUGUGAAGAGGGCAUGCAGGCCCGCCCUCUGGGUGAUCUCCUGCACGAUGGCCUUCCGCCACUCCUCGCGACUCAGGAGUGCCUUGAUGCCCAUAAGCCGCUUGCACAUUGGGGCGGCUGUGCAGCCGAGCAGCUCAGUCAUCCUCUCUUCCCCACCGCCCCAAACAGCUGGCCUGCAGCGUCUCUCAGCGACGUGGUGAGCACCUGCACACGCCACAUGCAGCAAUCAGUGCCAUCCGUCUGUCCCUCUCUCCCUCCUCCCCUGUUGCCUACGUGUGCGUCGUGCGGCACAAAUUACAAGUGGAAGACCUCUCCAUAGACAGACAGGGCGCAUUUCUCCCCCCUCCAAAAGGCCGAGUCGAAGGUGUCACAGAUCAAUGGGGCGGGGAAGAGCGGCGGCUGUCUGCUCAGCAGGUCAUAAACCGUCUUCUGCAUCACGUCCCAGCUCCUUGUGUCGCUUCUUCUGGGCCUUGGCCUGCUGCUUCUGCUUCUUGGCGUUGGCCGCCUUGCUGCUGCUGCUCGCCUCCUUCUUGCCCAUCGACGACUACGACAAAAUGAAUUGAUCGAACCGAC